CUCAGCUCUCUCACUCUCUCCUCCUCUUUCUUUUAUAUUCACUCACUCCCAUUAAUUACGCUCGCUGCAAAGCAGCUUCAAUGGGCCGCUAUAUUUCCUCCUCUCGUUUAUUUUCUCUUCCAGUUUCUUCUUCUUCUCUGGCGUUGAGUUCGAAUUGUUCCGCGAGCCAUCAUGGUCGUGUUUCUGGACCUUGAGGAUGAGAAUGAACCGCCAGAACAGGUCAGGAAUCACUGGUUUAUGCAGCAGCAACAUGGCAAUGCGGCUUUGUUGAGAGGGUUGAGUCUGCGGGGGCAGGAUGGGGAGGAUGACGGGAGGGAGAAUCCCAAUAAGACGAAGGCGGUCACCCAGGCCAUGGGAUGCUACCCAAUCAUCGCCUCAAUUGCCUCCCACAUCGACUUGAACACCAUCGAUGCCCUGUCUCUCACAUGCCGCCAAGUCCGCGCGAACCUACUCCAAUUCCGCAACCAACUCAUCAUUUCCACGCUCCACUGCGAGAACGAAGACAUCGAGCCAGACCCAGAACAUACUUUCAGGUAUCGAGCCCGCGCCGCAGACUGGUACUUUGUCGAGGGCGGCAGAGAAGCUUUGGGAACCGGCGCCGGCAAAUUCGGGGACUGCGCUCGUGAUCUAGUCGGACAGUGCAGGAGAUGCAAUCGUGUUGUUUGCAGAAACUGCACAAUCAAACCUCCAGCACCUAUCCUCCUCCGCCACCGCCACCGUCGAAUCUGCACGGCCUGUUCCCGCAAACCCCUCUCCUCACUCGUCCACCCUACUUCCUCGACCCAUGACCCCACACCACUAAGCGCAGAGACCUUAAACCGCGAAAUCUGCACCUGUCCUGACAGCGUCUGGCUCUGCCAACCCUGCGGCCGCAGUCUCCGCAGCUCAGACGUCGAGUACGAAAGCAUCUGGAAAUGGCGAACGCGCUACCUGCCCUCGCUCGGCGGCCUCGGCGUCGGCAUCGGCGAAGGGAAUCGUGGUGUGCCCUGCGGUCGAGGCCGAGAGUGCGUUGCGGCCAAGGAAGUCGAGUCAGAGGUCGAUUGUGACGCGGAAGAUGCUAGGGAUAGCAAUAAUGCCUCUCCGUCGUCGAGUCCGCGGAGUAGUGGCAUUGUGAGGAAUGGGACGCCGAGCCAGAUGGGGCCUGGGUAUGCGAGACAUGAGAUCGAGGGUAUUGGGGGCAGGGUGAAGACGAAGUUGGUGAGGAUGGUGAAGGUGGGUUGUUGUGUGCCGGAGUUUGAGAUUGAGAAGGAUGCGGGGAAGUUUUUGGUUCGGGAGCAGGAGGGGUUGGCGAGGAGUUGGUGUGGGUGGUGUUGGAGGGUUAUUCCGUGCGUUAAGGAUGUUGUGGGUGGAGGGUUGAAUUGAGGCGUUGAGAUCAGGCAACAGAAAUUUGCAUGCAUUAUGAGUUUGGAGAUUGGUUGUUGCGGGGUUUGCUAGUAUACAGAUGUCGCCCCCUUUUUGAGUCGCUAAGCGAGCAGUGAAAUAAAUGCCUGUUAAUUCGAUGUUUACCCAAUUUGUGUCAAUGUUGG
This is a messenger RNA of Mollisia scopiformis, 1526 nucleotides long. RefSeq lists its product as uncharacterized. Bases 172 to 1362 code for a protein of 396 amino acids. The record is from RefSeq and is a predicted model, not a curated record. NCBI's taxonomy places the organism in Eukaryota, Fungi, Ascomycota, Leotiomycetes, Helotiales, Mollisiaceae. The transcript has 3 exons.